AUGGCUGUGGUGGGUCGUAGAAAGAGAUUCCUGGGUUUCACAGAGGAGGAAUUGGUCGGGUAUUACCUGAAGAACAAGAUUCUGGGGAAGCUUUCCGACAGUGAAUCCAAGCGCAUCCCUGAACUUGACUUGUAUGGCACCGGCGAACUCCCGUCCGGUAGUGGUAGUAUUUCGGUCUUCCGGGACAUGAUCCAAGGCCGCUACUACCAAGGCGAUUUUCAAUGGAAAUUUGUGGACGAUGGUACCUCCCGGAAAUAUGUUCUUUACGUCUUCACGAAACUAAACCCAGAUAAUAAUAACAAUCGUCUGGUUGCUGGAUGUGGAAAUUGGCACCCAAGCUCUGAGAUUGAAGAGAUUGUCCAUGAUGAUUCUAUACCAGGCUACAAGAGAUCUUUCACCUUCACUUACGUAGACAAAACUCCGCCAUUAUUGCGAAAACCUACAUGGACUAUGAUCGAGUACUCCAUCAAUCCGGCUGUUCAUGGAAUCGGCAACGAUUAUGUUCUGUGUAAGUUAUUUAGGAGCAGUGGCUGCCCCAGCUCAAGUAACCCUAACAAUCCUCCAAUUCGGCGUGUUCCGGGUUGGUUCCCCACCAGGGAUGAUCAACGGCUCAUGGGUUUCUUUACUAAAUGUUCGGUCCAAGGUGAGGAAGGCUUGUUGGUGAUCGAUAACACUAGUUAUAGUAACUUCGCGAGUACGAGUUUUGUUGAAAAGUUGGGACUGUCGAUUACCCCGCUUAAUGAGACUCAGCAAUCUCUUCACCGGUCGCAUGGAGGGACUUGCUUUGAUAGAUGUGGAGUGAUCAAGGUGGAUGGGGUGCUUAUAUUUUUAAUAAUAUGUGUUUCUUCAGAUAACCAUGCAGUCUGGAUUAUUUUGGGCUAUUGUGAACUCUUUACCAACAUUUCUGAUUUGAUAUGGUUGCGGCCUUUUCUUUUACUUGUUUGCGAUGUUGUUCUUAAGGUCUGGAUGUUAAAGUCAUCUACAAUCCUGUUAUUUGCAAAUCCCUUUGCAAGCUUAUAUGAGAGUUAA
Molecule: messenger RNA, 1029 nt
Organism: Oldenlandia corymbosa var. corymbosa
Lineage: Eukaryota; Viridiplantae; Streptophyta; Magnoliopsida; Gentianales; Rubiaceae
Source: the annotation of a GenBank genome assembly